ACCAUCGCUCCCCACCGCUCCACCUUCGUCUUCCCGCUCGAUCCCUUGCUGCAUCGAGGGUCCCUCGAUCAUCAUUGAUCAUUGAGGAGGAUCCAUCGUUGACGACGACGACGAUGCAUGGGCAACUCGUGCCACGGCUCCAUCGUUCCCGCGGCCGGUGACGGCCGCCACCACUACCGCACCAGCUGCAGCAGCUCCGACUGGGACUCCGACUCCUCCCCCGUCCUCGACCGCGCGCCGCACCGCAACACCAUCAUGGGCCGCGGAGCCGGCCACCAGCACCAGCUCUCCUCCCCGACGGCCGUGAUGGGCCACCAAACCCCGCUCCUGCGGGACCUCUACGAUGUCGGCCGCAAGCUCGGCCAGGGCCAGUUCGGCACCACCUACCUCUGCACCGAGAUCUCAACCGGCGUGGACUUCGCCUGCAAGUCCAUCGCCAAGCGCAAGCUGCUCACGCCCGAGGACGUGGAGGACGUGCGGCGCGAGAUCCAGAUCAUGCACCACCUUGCCGGGCACGACAGCGUGGUCACCAUCAAGGGCGCGUACGAGGACGCGCAGUUCGUGCACAUCGUCAUGGAGCUCUGCGAGGGCGGCGAGCUGUUCGACCGCAUCGUCCAGCGCGGCUACUUCUCCGAGCGCCGUGCCGCCGAGAUCGCCCGCGUCAUCGUCGGCGUCGUCGAGGCCUGCCACUCGCUCGGGGUCAUGCACCGCGACCUCAAGCCCGAGAACUUCUUAUUGAAAGACAAGGAAGGUAAUGGUGGUGACAGCAACAACAAUGGCUCCGGCAACAAUGUUAAUGUUAAUGAACCGGCGGGCGACAAGGUCAACCUCAAGGCCAUCGACUUCGGCCUCUCCGUCUUCUUCAAGCCCGGCCAGAUCUUCACCGACGUCGUGGGCAGCCCCUACUACGUCGCGCCCGAGGUGCUCUGCAAGCACUACGGCCCCGAGGCGGACGUCUGGACCGCCGGCGUCAUCGUCUACAUCCUCCUCUCCGGCGUGCCACCCUUCUGGGCCGAGACGCAGCAGGGCAUCUUCGAUGCCGUGCUCAAGGGCGCAAUCGAUUUCGACUCCGACCCGUGGCCCAACAUCUCCGACGGCGCCAAGGACCUCAUCCGGAAGAUGCUCAAGUCGCCGCCGGCGGAGCGGUUCACGGCGCACCAGGUGUUGUGCCACCCAUGGAUCAUCGAGAACGGCGAGGCCCCCGACGCGCCUCUGGACCCUGCUGUGCUCUCUAGGCUCAAGCAGUUCUCGGCCAUGAACCGGUUGAAGAAGAUGGCUUUACGUGUGAUCGCGCGCGGGCUGUCAGAGGAGGAGUUGGCCGGGCUCAAGGAGAUGUUCAAGACCAUGGACACGGACGGCAGCGGUGCCAUCACGUUCGAGGAGCUCAGGGAGGGGCUACGCCGUUACGGGUCCACCGAGCUCAGGGACUCAGAGGUGCGGGACCUGAUGGAGGCCGCCGACGUGGACCGCAGCGGCACCAUCGAUUACGACGAGUUCAUCGCCGCGACCGUGCACAUGAACAAGCUGGACCGUGAGGAGCACCUCAUGGCGGCCUUCUCCUACUUCGACAAGGACGGCAGCGGGUACAUCACCGUCGAUGAGCUGGAGGUGGCGUGUCGCGAGCACAACAUGGCCGACGUCGGCAUCGACGACAUCAUCAGGGAGGUCGACCAGGACAACGAUGGUCGGAUCGACUACGGGGAGUUCGUGGCCAUGAUGAAGAAGGGGAUCAUCGGCAAUGGCAGGCUUACCAUGAGGCACACCUCCGACGGCAGCAUCCUCCAUGGAGCAGGCAGCGGCCUCAGCAGCUAGCCAGCUAACAAGCAUAGCUCCACCAGCCAUCCAUUGAUCAAUCGAUCGCCAUGGUUGUGCCAACUACAUUGUAUUUGAAUUUAAUAGAAGAUGAGCAAGAAGAAGAGAACGAUGAUGAAGAACAAACUUAUAAUAUAUACAAGCUCGACACACAUGUGAUUCGAUUCAUUUACCGUGGAUUUGAAGACCGAGUAGUGGUAUCGACCGAUCGUUGGUUCUAGUGUACUACUUGUACUUAACUAGCAGAGUGGCCCAGGCAUUUGCGCGGGCAUUGUUCUUGGAAAUGGAUUAAGCAUAGUGGAUAUUGUUAAAACCUUUGUUUGUUAUAAUCAUGUGUUUUA
Molecule: messenger RNA, 2153 nt
Organism: Triticum dicoccoides
Lineage: Eukaryota; Viridiplantae; Streptophyta; Magnoliopsida; Poales; Poaceae
Product: calcium-dependent protein kinase 26-like
Exons: 3
Coding region: 118-1812 (564 amino acids)
Biological process (GO): protein phosphorylation
Molecular function (GO): protein kinase activity; calcium ion binding; ATP binding
Source: RefSeq, a predicted model, not a curated record